GCCCUCUACAGGGACGUCAUGCAGGAGAACUACGAGACGGUGACCUCGCUGGGAUUUCCCCUUCCCAAACCUAACCUGAUCACCCGGCUGGAACGUGGGGAAGAGCCGUGGGUGCCUGAUCUCCAGCCCUGUGAGGAAAGAGGGAUCCCGAGAGGCACCCACACAGCAGGCGACAAGAGAAUGAGUGAGAACGAGGAGGGGAAUCAACAGCAGGAAGUUCCUGGGCACAGGGAAUCACAGGGGACCUUUGUGGGAAGACCCCAUAUGUGCUUAGACUGUGGAAAAAGCUUCAUGCGGAGGGGGCAUUUGAGUCAUAAGACUGAGAUCUCCAGUCCCCUCUGCACUGCCCUGAUAUUGAACAUUUGGACAUUGGACUAGAACGUGAUGAAAUGAUUCUGAAAAGGACUCUUUUCAAUUCUAACGCACCAUCAGUGGUUUGAGCAUUGGCCUGCUAAACCCAGGGUUGUGAGUUCAAUCUUUGAGGGGGCCAUUCAGGGAUUUGGGGAUUGGUCCUGCUUUGAGCAGGGGGUUGGACUAGAUGACCUCCUGAGGUCCCUUCCAACCCUAAUAAUCUAUGAUUCUAUGAUCUCUGUGGUGAAACAGACCUAAGGACUCUAUUCAUCUUUGUAUGUCUAAUGACCUUUGAGCCAAUACUGUCUUUUCUUCUUUUAAUAAAAAGUAGUUUCGUUAACAAGAA
Molecule: messenger RNA, 697 nt
Organism: Mauremys mutica (yellowpond turtle)
Lineage: Eukaryota; Metazoa; Chordata; Testudines; Geoemydidae
Product: zinc finger protein 641-like
Exons: 4
Coding region: 19-378 (119 amino acids)
Biological process (GO): regulation of DNA-templated transcription
Source: RefSeq, a predicted model, not a curated record